Messenger RNA from Meloidogyne enterolobii, 718 nucleotides. Lineage: Eukaryota; Metazoa; Nematoda; Chromadorea; Rhabditida; Meloidogynidae. The record is from the annotation of a GenBank genome assembly.
AAUGAGUAAUAUUUAUUUUUUUCUUUUAUUUGUGUCCAUUUUAUUUUUGACAAUUUUUAAAGGCGUCAAGACAAGUGAAGGUGUUUUAAUAUAUGAAGAAUGGUAUAGAAGUUCAACAUUCAAAUGUUUGAAAGAGAACUCAAAAGAAUUUGUUAUUAUUAGAAGUGAUCAUUACAACACAGGAGAAGUUGAUUUAAAUGCAGAAUUAAAUAUAAUAAAUGCUGGAGCAGCAGGGAUUAAAAAUGUGGACAUUUAUUUUUCUCCUUGUGUUAAGCCUUCUAAUAAUUACAAAUUAUGUGGAGAUGCUAGAAAAUCUAUUACAACCGUCCUCGAUCAUUUAAAUAAAAAUAAUGCAAAAUUUGGAAGAGUUUGGCUAAGUAUUCAUGGUUUAAUUGGCUGUAAUGACGAUAAUAGGUGGUAUAAAUAUGGCAAAACUGAAAAUAUUGAGUUUAUUGAUGAAAUGGUCACCACAUUAAAAGAAAGAAACCAGACAUUUGGAUUUUACACAAAUAAAUAUAAUUGGCACGAAAUUACAGGAAAUACUAGAAAAUAUAACGAUACUCCACUUUUGUAUUCCAAUUUUGAUGAAAAAGGCAAUUUUGACGACUAUAAUGAAUAUGGUUAUCCAUUUGGUGGGUGGGAAAAGCCUACAAUGAAAAGAUAUAUUGAUACUGCGACAAUUUGUGAAAUUGAAGUGUCCAAUAUAUUCAAAAAUUGA